Molecule: messenger RNA, 4280 nt
Organism: Achroia grisella
Lineage: Eukaryota; Metazoa; Arthropoda; Insecta; Lepidoptera; Pyralidae
Gene: Atac3
Product: proline-rich protein 36-like
Exons: 10
Coding region: 162-4280 (1372 amino acids)
Biological process (GO): positive regulation of transcription by RNA polymerase II
Cellular component (GO): nucleus
Molecular function (GO): protein binding; transcription cis-regulatory region binding
Source: RefSeq, a predicted model, not a curated record
CGCUUUAGUAUAAAUAACACAACUAAAAGUAAUGAUAUCUGUUGACGUUUGCAUAUUUAAGCAUGAAAAUAAUCAUAGAAGACUAAAUUAGAGGUGUUUCUCUAAUUAUAGUGACCUAAGUAAAGUUCUAUGUUCGAGCAAAUUAUAAAAAGUCUGGCAGUAUGACCACUGAUCUCUGCACAGAUGAUGUAGUGGUGCGGAUCACAGCUCCACAGAUCAUAUCGGUAUUCGCGGGGGUGGGUGGGGGUGCGGGGGGCGGCGCGGGGGCGGUGGGGGCGCGAGUGCACGCGUCGUCUGCCGCCGUGGAGCUGGGCCGCCGGCUGCUGCUGGCCGCGCGCGCCGGGAACACCUCGCUCGUGCUGGAUCUCAUGGCCAAGGGAGCGCCCUUCACCACCGACUGGCUGGGCACGUCGGCGCUGCACGCGGCGGCGGGCGGCGCGCACGCGGACACGUGCGCGGUGCUGCUGCGGGCCGGCAUGUCGCGGGACGCGCGCACCAAGGUGGACCGCACGCCGCUGCACCUGGCGGCCUACGGCGGCCACGCGGACGUCGCGCGGCUGCUGCUGGAGCACGGCGCCGCGCCCGACUGCCGCGACAUGCUGCGCAUGACGCCGCUGCACUGGGCCGCCGCGCGCGGACACCGCCACGUGGCCGCCGCGCUGCUGCGCCACGGCGCCGACGUCGCCGCCGUCUGCAAGUUCGGCCGCACGCCGCGCCAGCUCGCCGCGCGCGCCCGCCACCCGCACCUGCUCGCGCUGCUCGACGCGCACCCGGCGCCGCCGCCCGCGCCGCCCGCGCCGCCAGGUACACACUCACCACCCGGCGCCGCCGCCGCGCCGCCCGCGCCGCCAGGUACACACUCAGCACCCGGCGCCGCCGCCCGCGCCGCCAGGUACUCACUCACUCGCCGGCGGCCGCCACCCGCACCUGCUCGCGCUGCUCGACGCGCACCCGGCGCCGCAGCCCGCGCCGCCCGCGCCGCCAGGUACACACUCAGCACCCGGCGCCGCCGCCCGCGCCGCCCGCGCCGCCAGGUACACACUCAGCACCCGGCGCCGCCGCCCGCGCCGCCAGGUACUCACUCACUCGCCGGCGGCCGCCACCCGCACCUGCUCGCGCUGCUCGACGCGCACCCGGCGCCGCAGCCCGCGCCGCCCGCGCCGCCAGGUACACACUCAGCACCCGGCGCCGCCGCCCGCGCCGCCAGGUACACACUCAGCACCCGGCGCCGCCGCCCGCGCCGCCAGGUACUCGCCAGCUCGCCGCGCGCGCCCGCCACCCGCACCUGCUCGCGCUGCUCGACGCGCACCCGGCGCCGCCGCCCGCGCCGCCCGCGCCGCCAGGUACACACUCACUCGCCGGCGGGGCCCCCAGGUACCGCCUCACUCACCAGUGGCGCCCCCAGGGACCGCCUCACUCACCAGUGGCGCCCCCAGGGACCGCCUCACUCACCAGUGGCGCCCCCAGGUACCGCCUCACUCACCAGUGGCGCCCCCAGGGACCGCCUCACUCACCAGUGGCGCCCCCAGCCAGUAAUACCCAUUAUAUCUAUUCUAUACUUGAUUAAUGAUGUUAAUCCAAAAAUUUACUGCCUUUCAGGAAUACAGGAGGUUAAAGUGACCGUACCGAGAGCAGAAAAGCGACCGAUCAAGACUGAGGACAACUUGGAGGUAUAUCAGCGUUACUUGCAGACGGCCGGGACGGACGGACGCGCACGGGGGGAGACGGCGGCCGAAGCGUUGCUGCGGCGGCACGGCAUCACGCUGCUGCCCGCCGACGACGGCAGCACGGUACUCAGCGCGCUGCAGAGCGGCUGCACCGUAGUCCUCUCCGAUGCAGGAAAGUUAAUGUUAAAAGAAAGCGGAACGAAAGAAGCGUCUCAGCCGGCCGCGCCCACGAUCGUGAGUAAAGCCGCGUGUCAGCAGAAGGGCGUGGUGCUGACGGCGACGCCCGUGAGGACGCCGCCCAAGCCCGGCGUCAAGAUAUUCACCAUCAACAACAAACUGCUCGCACUACCCAAGGACACCAACAAGUUACCCAUCAAGAAGGUGCUCAACACGCAAGACAUGCAGGUGGUAAGUUUGGACGCCACGCCGCUGAAGUCGAUGCCGACGCCCGUGCGGAUAGUGGUCAACAAGGGCGGCGGCAGACUGCCGGCCCCCUCCCCCGCCUCCGCCCCCGCCCCCGCGGUGGUCCCCGACGAGCGCGAGAUGCUGCGCGGACAGCUGCGGGCGGCUCGCCGCGCCGCCGCCGGGCUGGCCGCCGAGCUGGCCGCGUGCCGGGCGCGGCUCCCCGCCCCCGCCCCCUCCCCCGCCGCCGGGCUGGCCGCCGAGCUGGCCGCGUGCCGGGCGCGGCUCGCACGCUACGAGCCCGCCGCCCCGCAUGGCCCCCGCCCCCGCCCCCUCCCCCGCCGCCGAGCUGGCCGCGUGCCGGGCGCGGCUCGCACGCUACGAGCCCGCCGCCCCGCAUUGACCCCGCCCCCGCCCCCUCCCCCUCCCCCGCCGCCGAGCUGGCCGCGUGCCGGGCGCGGCUCGCACGCUACGAGCCCCGCCCGCCGCCCCCGCCCCCGCCCCCGCCCCCGCCCCCUCCCCCGCCGCCGGGCUGGCCGCCGAGCUGGCCGCGUGCCGGGCGCGGCUCGCACGCUACGAGCCCGCCGCCCCGCCCCCGCCCCCUCCCCCUCCCCCUCCCCCGCCGCCGAGCUGGCCGCGUGCCGGGCGCGGCUCGCACGCUCCGAGCCCGCCGCCCCGCCCCCGCCCCCUCCCCCUCCCCCUCCCCCGCCGCCGAGCUGGCCGCGUGCCGGGCGCGGCUCGCACGCUACGAGCCCGCCGCCCCCCGCCGCCCCGCCCCCGCCCCCGCCCCCGCCCCCUCCCCCGCCGCCGAGCUGGCCGCGUGCCGGGCGCGGCUCGCACGCUACGAGCCCGCCGCCCCGCACUGACCCCGCCCCCGCCCCCGCCCCCGCCCCCCUCCCCCGCCGCCGGGCUGGCCGCCGAGCUGGCCGCGUGCCGGGCGCGGCUCGCACGCUACGAGCCCGCCGCCCCGCACUGACCCCGCCCCCGCCCCCCCCCCCCCCCUCCCCCGCCGCCGGGCUGGCCGCCGAGCUGGCCGCGUGCCGGGCGCGGCUCGCACGCUACGAGCCCGCCCCUGGUGCUGGUACCGCCCCCCGCCCCCGCCCCCGCCCCCGCCCCCUCCCCCGCCGCCGGGCUGGCCGCCGAGCUGGCCGCGUGCCGGGCGCGGCUCGCACGCUACGAGCCCGCCGCCCCGCACUGACCCCGCCCCCGCCCCCUCCCCCGCCGCCGGGCUGGCCGCCGAGCUGGCCGCGUGCCGGGCGCGGCUCGCACGCUACGAGCCCGCCGCCCCGCACUGACCCCGCCCCCGCCCCCUCCCCCGCCGCCGGGCUGGCCGCCGAGCUGGCCGCGUGCCGGGCGCGGCUCGCACGCUACGCGCCCGCCGCCCCGCCCCCGCCCCCUCCCCCGCCCCCUCCCCCGCCGCCGAGCUGGCCGCGUGCCGGGCGCGGCUCGCACGCUACGACGAGCCCGCCGCCCCCGCCCCCGCCCCCUCCCCCGCCCCCUCCCCCGCCGCCGAGCUGGCCGCGUGCCGGGCGCGGCUCGCACGCUACGAGCCCGCCGCCCCGCAUUGACCCCGCCCCCGCCCCCUCCCCCGCCGCCGGGCUGGCCGCCGAGCUGGCCGCGUGCCGGGCGCGGCUCGCACGCUACGAGCCCGCCGCCCCGCCGCCCCGCCCCCGCCCCCUCCCCCGCCGCCGGGCUGGCCGCCGAGCUGGCCGCGUGCCGGGCGCGGCUCGCACGCUACGAGCCCGCCGCCCCGCACUGACCCCGCCCCCGCCCCCUCCCCCGCCGCCGGGCUGGCCGCCGAGCUGGCCGCGUGCCGGGCGCGGCUCGCACGCUACGAGCCCGCCGCCCCGCCCCCGCCCCCGCCCCCCCCCCCUCCCCCGCCGCCGAGCUGGCCGCGUGCCGGGCGCGGCUCGCACGCUACGAGCCCGCCGCCCCGCACUGACCCCGCCCCCGCCCCCCGCCCCCGCCCCCUCCCCCGCCGCCGAGCUGGCCGCGUGCCGGGCGCGGCUCGCACGCUACGAGCCCGCCGCCCCGCCCCCGCCCCCUCCCCCUCCCCCUCCCCCGCCGCCGAGCUGGCCGCGUGCCGGGCGCGGCUCGCACGCUACGAGCCCGCCGCCCCGCAUUGACCCCGCCCCCGCCCCCUCCCCCGCCGCCGAGCUGGCCGCGUGCCGGGCGCGGCUCGCACGCUACGAGCCCGCCGCCCCGCACUGA